Molecule: messenger RNA, 534 nt
Organism: Oryza sativa Japonica Group (Japanese rice)
Lineage: Eukaryota; Viridiplantae; Streptophyta; Magnoliopsida; Poales; Poaceae
Product: UDP-glycosyltransferase 85A5
Molecular function (GO): quercetin 3-O-glucosyltransferase activity; quercetin 7-O-glucosyltransferase activity
Source: RefSeq, a predicted model, not a curated record
AUGUCUGUGAAUGACAUAUACGAUAUGAGAGGAAAAGCAGCAUGCAAAAUAUGCGUCGUGGGCAGUGGCGUCCUCCGGGCGUGGUGCCCGCAGGAUAAGGUCCUCGAGCACGACGCUGUGGGUGUGUUCCUGACGCACUCCGGGUGGAACUCGACGCUGGAGAGCCCCGCCUCCGGCGUGCUGAUGCUGAGCUGGCUGUUCUUCGCGGAGCAGCAGACGAACUGCCGGUACAAGCAGACAGAGUGGGGCGUCGCGAUGGAGAUCGGCGGCGAGGCGUGGCGAGGAGAGGUGGCGGCCAUGACACUGGAGGCCAUGGAAGGGGAGAAGGGGCGUGAGAUGCGGCAGCGUGCAGAAGAGUGGAAGCAGAAGGCUGUACAAGUGACGCUGCUAGGUGGGCCCUGGGACACCAACCUUGACCGAGUCAUCCACGAGGUGCUGCUGUCAUGUAAGGAUAAAACUCUCAGCGUGAAUGGUGAGAGUGCUUAACAUUGUAUGACUUGUUAGAUCGCAGAUCAAUACUCCCUUCAUUUCAAA